Molecule: messenger RNA, 3007 nt
Organism: Bicyclus anynana (squinting bush brown)
Lineage: Eukaryota; Metazoa; Arthropoda; Insecta; Lepidoptera; Nymphalidae
Product: guanine nucleotide-binding protein subunit beta-like protein 1
Exons: 2
Coding region: 120-1088 (322 amino acids)
Molecular function (GO): protein binding
Source: RefSeq, a predicted model, not a curated record
UUUUCAUGUCAGUUUUGUGUUGUGCGUAGUUGUGGUUCAGUUUCUGAUGGCUUGAUUAAUUUUAUUAUAAUUUUAUUUUUCUAUUCCAAUCACAUAUUUUGGUUCGAGCUUGACCAGUGAUGGCUUUGCUACCGCCCGACCCGGUUUACACCAUUCGUAACGUCGACAAUUCGCCCGUUUACUCGUUGGCGUUCAGCUUCCUUCCCGGCGGUCUCGAGAGGUUGCUAGCCGGCUCGAAAAAUGGAUAUGUUUAUGCAUACAACCUUCAGACUAAUCGGGUCCAGCAAAAAAUCAAAGUUGGUCAAGCUCCCAUCCUCCAUCUCAUUCAUACAGACAGCCAUAUGAUAACCCAAGAGAAGGGUGGCAUAUAUAAAAUAUUCAACCUCACCAACUCAGGCUACAAAGAAGCAUUCACAAUUGACACCGACUACCCUGGAUUCUGCCGCUUUGACGCCAACACAAAACUCGAAACACUCUACGUACCUGACAGGGAAUCCACAAUAUACAUAUACAACUUCAAUGGUGAAAAAGUUGGGUUUCUGAAACCUGAUAAUGAAUUACCAAAACUAGGCGAUCCGAUGUGUCUAAAGUAUAUUGAUUUUCCAAACAAUAGACCCUGCUUGUUGGUGGGCUACGAAGCGGGGUGGCUCUUGCUCUGGGAUCUCAGCACUAGUCAAUACAUAAGCAAGUUGCAGACAAAAGAAUGCCCCAUGUCUGUGGAUUUUCAUAUAGAACAACAGAGAGGAAUAGUGGGCAAUGUCUCAGAUGUGGUACAGAUAUUUAACAUAGGAAAGAAAGACCUCUCACUGAGCCACAAGCUGGACAUAAACAUCAAAAAUCCUGGCGUAAAUAAAGUUAACACUCGGAAUGAUGGCCGGGUGUUUGCAUCUGGCGGUUGGGACGGCCACAUCCGUAUCUUCUCUUGGUUUUCGCUACGACCUUUAGCUGUGUUGACAGAACAUAGACAGGCAGUACAAGAAGUUGUUUAUUCCACCCAAAAAGUAUCAUAUUGGAAUGCAAACAUAUUGGCAGCUGGUGGUCUUGAUGGUGCUAUCACACUUUGGGAUUUAUAUAACAACAAGAAAUAAUAGACCUUAGUCUCAAAGAUGCCUUGAAUUCAUCCAAUAGAAAGCCAUGAACAAGAUGAUAAUUUUGUUUAUACAAAUUGGUAUGCAUCAAGCACAUUUACUAUAUUGUUUACAGCUUUAUUGUGGUGAUAAUAUUUCUUAUAUUCAAACUUAAAAUUAAGGCAACUUGUCUUUUAAAAAAUACCUCGAUCUCAGAAAAUCCUGCUAUGAACUCAGAUACAGUAUACAAUAUGUGGCUCAUUGCACAGUUGUAAGCAAUUUGUAUCACUCAUUUGCCUGAAAUAAAUGUAACUAUAAUGAUCAACCUAAUAUGUAUUUCCAUUCAAUAAUAUAAAAAACUUGUUUUUGCCCAUGACAUUAUUUAUUGAAAUAAUGAUGGUAUUGGUAUGAGGUAUUGUAUUGUAUGAGCUCAGCAACUAAGCAUUUAGGGCAAGCCCAUUUUAUGGUAAGCCUCAUUUGGGCAAGCAACAUGCCCAAAUAAAAUUCCAGAUGCCACACUCAAUUAAUAACUGCAACUGUUACAUAUUUUGUUGAAAAUAGUAUCUGAUGUGAUACUGCCUUAAAUAACACUCAACGACUAGAUGCUAUAACAUCACUAAUUUUUCUCCCUCCUAAGCAUAAAAUUAAUUCUAGUUGCAUGUGUGAGAAUAACCAACAACAGCUAGGCUUUAUUUUGUAACAAUAUUUUAAUAACUCUUAAGUGCAAGUUUUGAAUUCACCUCUACCUCUCUCUGUUUAACAUGAUACUAUAAAAUGAGAAAGAUAGCGGUUAAUUCAAAACUCGCAUUUAAUUGUAAAAAUUCAAAUUUCAGUCCACCUAUGAACAUGUACUGUCUUUCUGUCUUAAGGAAUUUCAUAUUAUUCUGACUUCAGACUUUUGAAUGAAUUUAAUAUUAUAAUUUUCCAUGCAAUUUAAGUGUCAAUUUUUAUCAUAAUUGAAUUGUAAUAUAAUUGAAUUACUUGCAGUUUUACAAGAAAUCCUUUUCUGUUGAAAGAGAAUCUGUGAACAUAGGUUUUAUUUUCUGGUAUGUUCUCAAUCUGUAAACAAGGGCUUUGCAAAAAAGAUUUCUUAACUUGAUUUUGUAAUAAAAAAUUAUUGUUAUAAUUUCAUAUUGUUGUAAUGCCAAUAUUGCCUUUCAUUGAAAAAUGCUUUAAUUAUUUGUGAUUACAUUUUUUGGUAGGGUUUAGAUGAUCCAGCGUGCACAGACACUUUUUUUAUUGAACAUGAUCCAGUGUCAGUAUAACUGAAUCAAGGCUUGUGAUCCACAUUUAUUAAUUCACUGAUAAUUAUCAUGGUGUAUUCUGGUAUACAUGUUUGCUUCUUUUCUAUGACCCUUUGUAAAUGUCGUCAAUACAAUUAUACCAAUAAUGAGGUAGACAAAACGAACAUUAGUUUUUAUUGAUUGUAGUCUCUCUGACACAAUUCUGUAAUCUAUCACAAUUCUGAUUAAAAUGAAAAAUAUUAAUAACUUUAUGCAGUGAAGGUAACAUCAUAUCAAGUUUUAGUUUUUUUUUGCAUAUCAGUGGUUUUACUCAUAUAUGCAUAUUGAUAUUUUAUUAUUGAUUGAUGACUUUAUAGAUAAAAAAAAAUAUCUACAUUCUCUCAUCUGUUUCUAAACAUUAGUAUAAAGCAUCAAAAAAUGUGGAUCACAGAGUGUGAUCCAAAAAUCUUGAUCCUGUAUUAUGAUCCAUGCAGUGUAGCCAUGCCUCUUCUAACCCUUGCCGAUGUGCCGUAAAGCCGAUUGGAUCUCAUGUAUAUGUACAAAUAUAAGUGAAAAUGAAUUAAACUCGCAUAUCCACUGCACGUGGCGAAGCUUCUAGAAGCUGUGAGUAAUUGUUGAAUGAUAUAGUGGUACUAUAUUCCGUAAAAUGGUUUAUAUAGCGACGUUUUGAAGACAUUAAAAGCAUAUGAAAUAUGA